ACUGAAUUUGGGUGUCAUUUUCUGUUAUCAUGUCAACAAACGAAGAAGUGGUUAUUGUAUCUGCAUGCAGAACGCCUGUAGGAUCAUUUAAUGGCGUACUUGCUAACACCACUGCCCAUAAUUUGGGUGCUUCGUGUAUCACAGAAGUUUUAAAAAGAGGUAACGUCCAACCAGAAGAUGUAUCGGAAGUUAUUUUGGGACAAGUUUUGACAGCUGGGCAAGGACAAAAUCCGGCUAGACAAGCAAGUAUUAUUUCUGGUAUUCCAAACACGGUACCAGCAUGUAGUGUAAAUAUGUUAUGUGGAUCCGGGCUUCGAGCUGUUGUCUUGGGUUCCCAGGCCAUUAAAACUGGUGAUGCCGAUAUUGUAGUAGCAGGAGGAAUGGAGAAUAUGAGUAAAGCUCCACAUUGUGUAGGUAUGAGGGCAGGAACAAAAAUGGGCGAUGUUUCUCUUGUUGACACAAUGAUUAAAGACGGUUUAACAGAUGCCUUCAACAAUUAUCACAUGGGUAUUACAGCUGAGAACGUGGCCAAACAAUGGGGAAUUUCAAGACAAGAGCAGGACCAAUUUGCUUUAGAUUCACAAUUAAAGUGUGAAAAAGCCCAGCAAGCCGGACAUUUUGAUAAGGAAAUAGCACCUAUAACACUGAAAACUAGAGGCGGUGAUCAGGUUAUAAGAAAAGAUGAGUAUCCGAAAUCUGGCUGUACCAUAGAAAGUUUACAGAAAUUAAAACCAUGUUUUAUUCGAGAUAAUACUGGUACUGUUACAGCUGGAAACGCUUCCGGUAUAAACGACGGUGCUGCUGCUCUUAUCUUAAUGAGUCAACGUGAAGCAAAAAAUAAAUCUAUUAAACCACUUGCACGUAUUACAGCAUGGGCUCAAGCCGGUGUUGAUCCUGCUAUUAUGGGAACGGGUCCCAUUCCUGCUGUUAAAAAGGCCUUGGAUAAAGCUGGGUGGUCUGUCAGUGAUGUAGACUUAUUUGAAUUAAACGAAGCAUUUGCUGCUCAGUCUGCUGCUGUUGUAAAAGAUUUGGGAUGUGAUAAAUCAAAAGUGAACAUUAAUGGUGGUGCUAUUGCUUUAGGUCAUCCUAUUGGGGCAUCGGGUGCCCGAAUUUUAGUUACAUUGCUACAUUCAUUACAACGUACAGGUGGUAAGAAAGGUGUAGCUGCUCUAUGUGUUGGAGGAGGAAUGGGUAUAGCUGUUUGUGUAGAGUCUCUAUAGAUAUUUCAUCAAUAGAAUAGAAUGAGGUUUUAUGUAUUGUGUUUUCCAUGGGUUUAAAGUAUGGGUUAGCGUCACAAACGAGAAGAGGUUAAAGAUGGCACCAUGACAACUGGGCUAGAUACUAUAGAUAAGUUUUAUGGAAUUAAAAGCUGUAACAAGUUCUAAAUUGCUUCAUUACAAUUAUUCAUGUGAAGAACAUUAAAGAUAUGUCUUAAAGUUGUUGUCUUUAACACAAGUUAUAAUUGAUCAGAUUUGUUUACAUAUUACAUGUAUGUGUUUUUUAUUCGUUGUAUUGUUAUAUGUCAUGGAAAGAGUUACUUAUAACCCUACAAUCUAGUUAUUUUUCGAUUUUUCAAAUUAAAAUGACCAUUGUACCAU
Messenger RNA from Lottia gigantea (owl limpet), 1598 nucleotides. RefSeq lists its product as hypothetical. NCBI's taxonomy places the organism in Eukaryota, Metazoa, Mollusca, Gastropoda, Lottiidae. The record is from RefSeq and is a predicted model, not a curated record. Gene Ontology annotation, molecular function: acetyl-CoA C-acetyltransferase activity. The coding region runs from base 30 to 1220 and encodes 396 amino acids. The transcript has a single exon. Gene Ontology annotation, biological process: fatty acid beta-oxidation.